UCGCUUUAUUCUAUUGGUUCUCUCUUUUAUAACGUGUCAUAAACAGUGAAAACCAAAAGGCGAAAAGAGUACUGGAUAUUACACUGUUUUGCACGAAUUCAAAAUGUGCCUAUAAAAUAUUCGAAGGAUUUUCGCUUUAAAAACGUGAAGCAACGAUGGAGAAUAUUCAAAAUCUCCCCAUUGAUAUCCAAACCAGCAAACUUUUGGACUGGCUGCUGGAUCGACGGCACUGUAAUGUGAAAUGGCAGAGUGCAGUAAAGACAAUCAGAGAGAAGAUCAAUGCUGCUAUCCAGGACAUGCCAGAGAACGAAGAGAUCAAACAGCUUCUGUCUGGCUCUUACAUUCACUACUUUCACUGCUUGAGGAUAGUGGAGAUACUGAAAGGAACAGAGGCUUCAUCUAAGAAUAUUUUCGGCAGAUAUUCAUCUCAGAGGAUGAAGGACUGGCAGGAGAUUGUGACCCUUUAUGAGAGAGAUAGUGUCUAUCUGGCGGAGGUUGCGAGCUUGUUGAUUCGUAAUGUGAGUUAUGAAGGCCCAGCGUUGAGGAAGCAGAUUGCCAAAGCUCAGCAGCUGCAGCAGGACCUGACCAGGCGGGAACUGGAGUGCCAGACUUCAGCUACAGACCUGAGGGAACGUUACUAUGCUGCCUGCAAACAGUACGGCAUUGCAGGAGAAAAUGUGUCUCAUGAGCUGCAAGCUCUGCUAACAGACUUGCCAGCAGUUCUUGAGAAAGUAGGGGAAGAUGCAGCAAAGUUAGAGGAACAAAUCCAACUUUAUGGCACGUUCACCAAAUUUGUGUGCGAGUGGACUAAGCCAAUCCUGCCCAUGCUGACAUUUGUUCAGAAGAGGGGAAACACAACAUAUUAUGAAUGGAGAACAGGGAACGUCCCCACAGCUGUUGAGAAAUCAGUUCCAGCGGAAGCACCUCCUGAUACAACUACAGAAGACGUGAUUGACUGGGGUGACUCUGGCAAAGAAAUAGAGGCACAGAGUGAUAACUUUGGCAUCACUGUUGAGGAUGGAGUGGACUGGGGUAUCAGUCUGGAAACUACCAGUGAGGACCCCAGUGGUAUUGACUGGGGUGACAGUGAAGUACCUCCCAUCGAAAUUGAAAUUGUAGAUGCAGGCACAGACUGUCUUGAUGGUGUGGCAAGAGGUGAGGAUGGUUUAACUAUGUUGGAGAAUUCUCAGUCACGCAACCAGUUCAUUGAUGAGUUAAUGGAGCUGGAAGUAUUCUUAACCCAGCGGAUGAAUGAGAUGGGAGAAGAGGCAGAUGUAGUAGCUAUGAGCCAGUUUCAGCUCGCCCCAUCUGUAAUUCAAAGCCAAACUGCCAAACAUAUCCAGGAGAUGCUGACAGAGGUGCGUGACCUUCUGGACAGGCUCACUUCUCUUCGAAUGCAGCACCUCUUCAUGAUCCAGGCAUCACCGCGGUAUGUUGAACGUGUGUCGGAGGUGCUGAGGCAGAAGCUUAAGCAGUCAGACAUUCUGGUGCUGAAGGGUGCUAAAAUGGUUGAAAAGAGAAAGGAAGCACUAGAGGAGCAAUCCACACUAGAGCCUCGUGUUGACCUGCUGGCUGGAUGCAUCCGCGAACUCCAGAAACUAAUUGAAGCUGACAUUUCAAAGCGAUACCACAACAGGCCUGUCAACCUAAUGGGAGUUAAUAUAUAGCCAAAGAUAUUCACCAAAAAUAUUUGUCAUGACCUAACUCACUGUGUGAAUACUGGAGAAAUAAACUUGAUAUUUAUUAUAAA
Molecule: messenger RNA, 1750 nt
Organism: Thalassophryne amazonica
Lineage: Eukaryota; Metazoa; Chordata; Actinopteri; Batrachoidiformes; Batrachoididae
Gene: cdk5rap3
Product: CDK5 regulatory subunit associated protein 3
Exons: 14
Coding region: 156-1667 (503 amino acids)
Biological process (GO): regulation of mitotic cell cycle; regulation of cyclin-dependent protein serine/threonine kinase activity
Cellular component (GO): endomembrane system
Source: RefSeq, a predicted model, not a curated record